GCGUGUGCGUAGCCCAGCCUCGGAAGGAAUAGCAGGACUCUGAAUUGGGGGACGUGCUCAGAGUGAACAAAUCAUGCUAAUUGUUUUGGGAAGACUGUGAAAGUUAGACCCAAGAUGAAGGCAGAGAAGGAGGCUUUCUCUUGGGCAUCAGCCGCUUUUGCAGCACCUCUCCUCUUGAUCCUUGCAGUUCUGAUUCACUCAGCAGGUGUUCAGGGGGUGAACAUUACCAGUUUGGAGACGCUGAUCAGAGGGACAGUAGGUGGAGAAGCUCUGCUCUCUGUCCGAUACUCAAGCACCAGUCUGGAUCCUCCUGUAAUCAAAUGGCAGCUGAAGAGGGACAAACCUGUUACAGUGGUCCAGUCCAUUGGUACGGAGAUCAUUGGUAACCUGCGGCCAGAAUACAGAGACCGUAUCCUUGUGUUUGAGAAUGGUACACUGCUGCUGCAUAACCUCAGGCUGUCUGAUGAGGGCACUUAUGAAGUAGAGAUCUCCAUCACCGAUGACACCUUCACUGGAGAGGGCAGCAUCGAUCUGACAGUGGAUGAGCCAAUCUCUAAGCCACACGUCCACAUGGUCACUUCUACUGUUCUGGAACUGACAGAGAAUUUCACGUUAAACUGCACCCAUGACACGGGUACAAAGACCACCUAUAGCUGGGCAAAAGGUGGUCUUCCAUUACUAAAUGAGACCCGUCUGCUGCUGUCAGCGAACCAGAAGGUCCUGACCAUCACACGCGUUCAGGUUGUUGAUGAAGAUGUCUACAGUUGUAUGGUGGAGAACCCUAUUAGUAGCAUGAGAAGUCUGCCAGUCAAACUCACAGUUUACAAAAGGAGCUCCCUUUAUAUCAUACUGUCUACAGUUGGAAUAUUCCUCCUCGUCACCCUUGUAACAGUGUGUGCUUGUUGGAGGCCAUCGAAAAAAUCAAAAAAACAGAAGUCCAAAACUAUUAUACCAAGAUCCAUUCCACAAAACCACCACAUCAGGUAUCAUGACGUCAAGCCUGAGGAUGAUGUCAUCCCAAUAAUGACUGAUCAUGAGCGGAGGAAUCCUGUAUCACUUUACAUCUUAAAAGAGAAGGAUUCUCCUCCUGGCGAACCGCCAUCAACAUGUGAAACAUGCACCUCCAUUAGCAGCAGCCCUCCAAGCUACAGCAGCUCAUUACCUCCUCCAUCCGAAUCGCUUGAGCCUCCGGCUCGCUCCUCUCGCAGAUACCCUCGCACCUCCACCAAAUCCCCACCGCACCAUCGCCGGAGGAAGGGACACAGUGAGAGCCCACCAGCCCCCUCCUCGCCCCGCAGCCGAGAGUCCGGUCGAGUCUCACAGUCCUCAUCUCCAGCCAGGAAGCCUGAGGAUCCAUCCACCCCUCCACAAGAACCCAGAGGCUCCCCAAAAAUAUAGAUAUCGAUGCACUGACCACGUCUGCCGAGCCCACAUGCUGCAAAAAGUCAGAUAAUGACCUGCACAAAUACUUUUGCAUUAAUGUAUGUAAAUAUGUAAAUACACAUAUAUGUGUCUAUGCUACAAAACUAUGCAUUUCAAACUUGUUUAGCUUUAUCAUGUUAAGACACGUUUUAUUUGAAAGCACAUUGUGAAUGCUGAGUUGAUCUAACACUCUAGGUCUCUUCAGGUUCUCUCUCAGAGAUGUCACUGGAAUGUGAUUGUGUUGGCUUGGCAAAGCUUUCUAGCUACAUCCACCAUCAGCACAGUUCUUCAGUGUUUUCUAAUAUAGUGUUCUCACACAGUUCCAGUAGUCCAGUGGUUCCCAACCUGGGGUCCGCGUCUCGCUUUGCAGGACAUCAGAGUUUGAAAGGGGAUGCGGGAAUUAUACACUCUAAAAAAAUGCUUUGUUAAAAACAAACCAAGUUGGGUUGAAAAUGUACUAACACAGCAAUUGGGUUGUUUUAACCCAGUGGUUGGGUUAAAUGUUUUGCCUAGGCAGUUUUAUUUAACCCAACUAUUGUUUAAAAAUUACUGAUGGCUGGCUUAAAUGAACCCCAAGUAGGUUGGAAAUUAAAAAUCAGACACAUAAUUACUAGGCAACAAUAAUAAUCAAAAUGUGAACAUUUAUUAAUAAUCAAUUUAAUAAAUAUUUAUUGUUUAAUUAUUAUUCAUUAAACACAUU
Messenger RNA from Megalobrama amblycephala (Wuchang bream), 2122 nucleotides. It is a transcript of the gene hepacamb, whose product is annotated as hepatic and glial cell adhesion molecule b. The transcript has 7 exons. NCBI's taxonomy places the organism in Eukaryota, Metazoa, Chordata, Actinopteri, Cypriniformes, Xenocyprididae. Bases 115 to 1398 code for a protein of 427 amino acids. The record is from RefSeq and is a predicted model, not a curated record.